AUGUCACCUCCCAUCCUCUCAUCACCCUUCCUAAACCUCAACACCAUCAACACCAUCCUCUCUUCCCCUACGCCCAUUCCCAUCGAACAGCGUAUACAGCUAUUGGAAGCCAAAAUCCACCUUCUGACUUCAUCACUGCCCGCGUCCAUCAAGUCUGCAACCACUAUCCCGGAGCAGCGGUCACGUUAUGAUAUCAUGGAAAGGGACAGAGGUACCCUGGACAUUGACAAGAUCAGAGUAGAACUUGGACAAACAUGUCUUAGUCAGAAGAUACCGGAUUAUAUCAAAGCUGAGAUGGAAUUUGGGAUCGUAGAUAGGAACUGUAAGAGCAUACUGAAACGUAUAGAGAAGAGCCUGAUUAGACAGGAUGAGGUAGUCACCUCGAAUGAUCACAUGAAAAUGGAAAUGUUGGAUGAGGUUUGGAUAGAUGAAGUGAAACAGGUUAGGAUAGAUGCACUAACAGGGAUGAUAUUGGUCGAAGAAGGACUUGGUAGAGAAGCUAGAGCUGAGAGGUGGAGAAAGGCUAUCGAAGGCUUAGAAGGACAGGCGAAUACCCCAAUCUGA
This is a messenger RNA of Kwoniella mangroviensis CBS 8507, 564 nucleotides long. RefSeq lists its product as uncharacterized. The transcript has a single exon. The coding region runs from base 1 to 564 and encodes 187 amino acids. Lineage: Eukaryota; Fungi; Basidiomycota; Tremellomycetes; Tremellales; Cryptococcaceae. The record is from RefSeq and is a predicted model, not a curated record.